Molecule: messenger RNA, 2590 nt
Organism: Cottoperca gobio
Lineage: Eukaryota; Metazoa; Chordata; Actinopteri; Perciformes; Bovichtidae
Product: histamine H3 receptor
Exons: 3
Coding region: 257-1558 (433 amino acids)
Biological process (GO): chemical synaptic transmission; adenylate cyclase-inhibiting G protein-coupled acetylcholine receptor signaling pathway; G protein-coupled receptor signaling pathway, coupled to cyclic nucleotide second messenger
Cellular component (GO): synapse; dendrite; plasma membrane
Molecular function (GO): G protein-coupled acetylcholine receptor activity; histamine receptor activity; G protein-coupled serotonin receptor activity
Source: RefSeq, a predicted model, not a curated record
UCCAACAUAAAAAACCGGCUGACCAGAGAGGAGAGCGAGCAGCCAGAGGACCUACAAAUAUUAUUAUAAAAAAAAAUAAGCUUUAAUUUAAACUUGUGUCUCUCCUAAUCACAGAAGAAUUCCGGAGAAACAAUGGAAGAUUUGGAAAAAGUAUGUACAUUUAACCACAGGUCUCCAGUCAUGUUUGACUCCUGGGCAAAGUGGAGCGGAACGUUUGGUCGCGUAAUUGGACUUGUGCGUUGUUUCUGUGCUUGAAAUGAAAAAGGUCUACAAUGAUUAUGGCUUUAUAUUAACUAUGGGCGCACAUAUUCUGGAGACCAACUCCAGCGGCAACUUGACUCUUGCGGUGACUGAGGCUGGGACUAUCCUCCCGGGCUACCUGGCGGUGAUCUUAUCGGUCCUCAUGGUGACUCUGGUUGUCGUUGUGGUGGCGGGAAACGCGCUGGUCAUCAUGGCUUUUAUUGUGGAUAAAUCCCUGAGAAAUCAAAGCAACUACUUCUUUCUAAACCUUGCCAUAUCAGAUUUUCUCGUGGGUGCCUUCUGCAUCCCGAUGUACAUCCCGUACAACCUGACAGGCCGGUGGAUGCUGGGUAAGGGGCUCUGCAAGGUGUGGCUGGUUAUGGACUACGUACUCUGCACCGCCUCAGUCUUCAACAUUGUCCUCAUUAGUUAUGACCGUUUCCUGUCAGUCACAAGAGCAGUUAAAUACAGAGCACAGCGGAACAUGACCCGCCAGGCUGUGUUCAAGAUGGUGGCGGUGUGGGUGUUGGCCUUCCUCCUCUACAGCCCCGCCAUCAUCUUCUGGGAGUCGAUGGUCGGCCAGAGUGUCGUCCCAGCUCACGAGUGCUACGCCGAGUUUUAUUUCACCUGGUACUUCCUGCUCAGCGCUUCUACCUUUGAGUUCUUCUGCCCGUUUGUGUCCGUGGCUUUCUUCAACCUCAGCAUUUACCUGAACAUCCAUCGCAGGACCAAGAACGGGUGCGCCUGCGUGGAGGAAGACGUCAAAACUCGGGUGAUCAGUAAGAAGCACAAUGAUGGAGGAGGCUGGUCUGUGUUUUUUGUGAAGACUCGGAAAGUGUCGUGCAGCGAGCCGACUGCUAUCUCUGCAGUUAUCGAGGACGACGAUGUUCUCACCCCUUCCUCCUGUGUGGACCCUAAUAACAGUCAAAUAUUCAUGCAGAAGGAGAAGUUCUCUCCUAACAGAAAAAACUCCAGGCUGUUUCAGCACACAGCCUCUUGCAUGGCGCCGAGCCGCAGGACACAGAUCUCUCGUCUGUCUCGAGAUAAAAAGAUUGCCAAAUCUUUGGCCAUUAUUGUUUGCAUUUUUGGGAUUUGCUGGGCUCCUUACACUCUACUAAUGAUUAUUCGUGCCGCCUGUAGCGGUGAAUGUGUGGCAAACUACUGGUAUGAGAUUACAUUCUGGCUCCUGUGGCUGAACUCUGCCAUCAACCCGUUUCUUUACCCUCUGUGCCACAGCAGCUUCCGAAGGGCUUUCUCAAAGAUACUGUGUCCGAAAAGACAAUCCAUCCAGCCUCAGAUUGAGAUUCAGUCUUGUUAGAUGAACUCAAUUUGCACUUCCAUGCUUUAUGAAUGCAGUAACUGUUGUCGGUCAAACACUGUAAAAAUCCAUAUACUGUUCUUCCAUACAAAAAAUAAAGGUUCAAAAAUAUGAGGUUAAAGGUUAAAGUCAGUUGUGCAAGGAUUGUCACGUCAUGUCUGACAGCAAUACAACAAUUCAACAUGGUCAUGUGACGUGCGAGAUAAAGAACUUAAAUCAUAACAUUCACAGAUAAUCUCUAGUAGGAAGAAGGAAUGUGGUUUAAGCUUCCUCAGCCCUCACUUCUCCAUGUGCUUAAUGCUGUGAAAUGAUGAAUGAAGAAGGUGAUGACUAUAAUUUAGUCUUAAGAUAUUAUACAAGAACUAUUGUACAGCACCACUAAGUUAAAUUAUAGUCCGUCUGCUUGAAAGCACAGCGGGAGACAGCGGCUUCAGCCAACAUCCAGUUUCUCACAGGGCUACUGUGACGACAAAACCUUUAACUCCUAUUUAGAUAAAACAUUUGGAUUUUAUGGUCAUAUAUGUUUUUUUAUAAAGUUUCAUAAUCUUUCUGCACGUGAAACCCUCUCACUUAAGUUUAAAGUGUUGCAAAUUCAAGCUUUUACUCUGCAAAAAGCUUUUAUGCAGCAUUAGGGUGACACAUGUCCUCGAAUUUGAAAGAACCUGAAAAAAAGAAAGUAACAUGUACUUGUUUACUGUGUGAACUUUUAUCACAGUGAUGUUUUAUUUAUUUUUAUCUGAAAAGUGGGCUAGGGGCAAGGGGGAAUCAGCUGUUAUUUGCCAACAAUGAAUCUGUACUUAUUUUUAAAAAGAUGUUCUUGUUGAUGUUAAAAAUGUACAGCACUAAAUGAGAACAGAAUUACUACCUGUAGAAUAAUAUCUAUGCCAAGCUCGAUGGUUGUGUUCUUAAAGUGCAGUAUUUAUUGAAAGACUUGACUGGUUUAUACCACAACAACGACUUGACUACUUUGUAUCUUGGCUAUGAAUGUGUGUUGCUGUAAGUAGCCAAAGAAAGAAUAAAAAGUAGACUGCC